Aspergillus ibericus CBS 121593 is the source of this 2970-nucleotide messenger RNA. Its product is annotated as putative glutaminase. The record is from RefSeq and is a predicted model, not a curated record. The transcript has 5 exons. NCBI's taxonomy places the organism in Eukaryota, Fungi, Ascomycota, Eurotiomycetes, Eurotiales, Aspergillaceae. Bases 272 to 2821 code for a protein of 849 amino acids.
GUUUUUCAAGUCUUGCUUGGCUGUCCAGCACUGAAUCUACUGGUGGCCAGUGCGGAAGCUCCUUGGCUGUCCCGACCUUGUCGAUCGUUGCUCUGACCGUCGCGCAUUGCAUCAUCCAGCCAGCCCGGCGGCUGGCGGACCAACUCUCUUCUCUUCCACCCUUUCCAUCGGCCCUGGUGGAUGGAACGCCUUCCCCCAUCCUCUCCAUCAUCGGUUUUCUUUUCCUCCCUCCUCUAUAUAUUGCUAGUCAGUCAGCUACUAUCGAUUGACCAUGCGUCUAUCCCUUGCGGUGCUGGCCACCGCCUUUCAGGCGACCGCCAGCAUAGCAUCCAGCUUGACGCCGCCGGUCCUGCCCCUGACCGUCCGCAAUCCCUACCUGAGCACCUGGCUGGGAAAUGCCCGAGACGUUCCCUGGUCCAAAUGGCCCAUGUUCUACACGGGCGAGGAGGUAGGCUUGUCUCUGAUGGCCCACGUCCCCAGCACCGGCACCGUGUAUCCAUUGGUGGGCAAGCCACAUGAAUCCCUGUCCGGGUCGUUACAAGUCGACUAUCCCACCUAUCUCGGAGCCAACUACGACGCGUCUACCACCAAUCUGACCUAUCGCAUUGACUCGGCUUCCCAUUCCCUCGAGCUCACCGUUUCGUUCCUGUCCCCCAUCACGCCCACAUCGACUCUGCGGCAGUCGAUCCCUGCGUCUUACAUCACAAUCCACGUCCACGGGGAUGUAAGCGUGAACGUCUAUAUCGAUAUCAACGGGGCUUGGGUGAGCGGGGACACGGGAAGUCAGAUCGCAUGGGAGUAUGACGGGUUCGAUGCGAAAGACAACCAGCCCACCCUGCGGCGAUGGCGAUUCCAAAGGGAGACGGAGCUGCAGUUUUCGGAGAUCCGCGAUCGUGCCGAAUGGGGCACCAUUCAUUUCACCGCGCCUGCCGACGUUCAAUAUCAGUCCGGCGAGGCUUCGGCUGUGAGACAGACGUUCUUGAAUCAAGGAGUCCUGGACAACGUGAAUGAUCAGGUCUUCCGUGCCAUUGGAGACCGAGAGCCGGUCUUUGCGUUCUCCAAGUCCUUUGUUUUCUCGCGGAAAGACGGCCGGAAGAGUGCCAGUGUGACCUUCAGCAUCGCCCUGAUUCAGAAUCCCAUUGUGCAGUAUGCUUCUGCACGCGGUCUGACCCUGAUGCGGCCGCUCUGGGAAUCAUGGUUCCCUAGCGUCGACUCACUCCUGAGCUUCCACUAUCACGACUUUUCCAAAGCGAGUGUGUUGGCCGCCAACUACUCCGAACAGCUGGCCAAGGAUGCCUACCAGUCGGGAGCCCAUGACUAUGUCGAUAUCGUGGCGCUCUCUGCCCGACAGGUGAUGGGAGCAACCACCUUUGCGGGAACACCCGAUAACCCGAUCUUGUUUCUCAAAGAGAUCUCAUCGAACGGGAACUUCCAGACCAUCGACGUCAUCUUCCCCGCGUUCCCAUUCUUCCUGUACACCAACCCGCGGUGGUUGGCGUAUCUUCUGGAGCCGUUGAUCGAGCACAUGUUGAGUGGUCAGUAUCCCAACACGUACGCCAUGCAUGACCUGGGAACCCACUUCCCCAAUGCCACUGGCCAUCCGGAUGGAAACGAUGAGUACAUGCCCGUGGAGGAGUGCGGUAACAUCCUUAUCAUGGGCUUGGCCAUCGUGAAUUCGCUGCGGUAUGCCGAGGAUUCGGCCGCAGCCUCCAUCUGGUCAACGCAAGGCGCAAUGCCUGUUAUAUCCGAAGAGCAUCUCGGGUAUUUCCCUCUGGUGCAGCUCGAGGAGCUAGGUGGGAUUGACAAGCAGGACGGACGAUGGGGUGGUCCGUUGAAAGGCUCUUUCCUCGCUGAGAAAUGGCUCAAGCGCAGUUACCGUCUCUGGAAACAGUGGACUGGCUACCUCGUGGAGUUCUCCCUGGAGCCGGAGAAUCAGCUUUCGACAGACGACUUCGCCGGUUGGCUAGCGCUGCAAACAAACUUGGCGCUCAAAGGCAUCAUCGGGAUCAAUGCCAUGAGCAAGCUGGCCCAGGUGGCUGGAGAGGCCGACGAUGUCACAUACUUCAAGAACAUCUCAGACACCUAUAUUGCCAAAUGGGAGGAGCUUGGCAUGUCUCGAGACCAAACACACGCCAAGCUGGCCUACGACUGGUACGGGUCGUGGACCACCAUCUACAAUCUGUACGCCGACGCGUUGCUGUGCUUCCAUCUGGAGGGCACCGGGGUCUCUCCACGCCCGGCGACGGCCUAUAGCCAGAAGUUUCUCCAACCUCCCCCUCGCAAAACCGGCUUUGUGCCCCGGCACAUCUACCAAAGACAGUCCAUUUGGUAUCACAACGUUCGUCAAAAGUAUGGCCUCCCUCUCGACAGCCGGCAUUUGUACACCAAGACCGACUGGGAGUUCUUCUCCAUGGCCGUGGCUAGCGAGAACGUCCGCAGCGAGGUUCUCGAGUCGGUGGCCAAAUGGAUCAACGAGACCAACACCGACCUCCCUUUCACCGAUCUCCACAACACCGAGGGCCAGGGCGAGUUCCCAGGCCCGAACUUCUACGCUCGCCCGGUCAUUGGGGGCCAUUUUGCGUUCUUGGCCCUCCAGCGCGCCUGUGGGGGCCACGCGAUGGAGGGGCUAGCCUAUCUCGACAGUGGGAACAACGUGUUCUCGACCAGCACGCUGGCGGAAUGGGAAAAAGCCGCAGCUCGAGCUGUGGGACACUCCCAGCCGUCGCCUGGACCUGAGGAGCCUGAGGAGCCUGAGGAGCCUGAGGAAUCUGACGAUGAUGGCUAUGCACACGGCUAUGGGUCUGAGAAUCUGGAAUUGUGAUUCAGUCCGACAAUAUAUCGCAUUCACUGUCAUCUUUGAGCACGUGGAUGUGAAUCAUCGCCAGUUAGCUACCAUAGUCAGGUUAGAUUGUCCUAGCAUGAUAUAAGAGAGUAUCACAGAAACAGAAAUGAAUUCCACCCGUCACUCAA